AAAUUUGAGUCUAAACUAGAGUUGCAGUGGUACCUGAAAAACAUGAUGUGGUGUCGUUAUACUUUAUUGCUGUCCGCCGGAGUUUUAGUGAUUCUGUUGGCAAACCGUGGUGAAAAAUGUUUUGUCGAGGGCUUACCGAUAUCCGAAACUUACGAUAUCCCACAGGACAUCGAUUUUAAAAAUAGCGCUUCUCGGGCUAUUGAUCAGGAUGUUCAAGAGUUAGAGAAAUUGAAAACUCCAACGGGAGCACUGUCUGAAUCAAUUUCAAUGAUGAAAACACGUGAAUCUUCGUACACAAACGAUAACGGAAAAGAGAAAACUGAUGCUAAAAUAAAACAACAACUGAAUAAAAAUGGCGAAUUGAUGGCUAAACUGGAACAAAAAAUUUCGUCAAAAAACGACCAUGACGCUGGCGGUCGACCGGACACAAAGGUGCAAUUGUCGGUGGACAUACCGAGCAAGGGCAUACACAAACAGACUAUGUACGCAUCAGACGGUGAACCGCCAAAGAAACGGGACAGCAAAUACAGAGAAUACGACAAAAAAAACUACGAUUCGCAGUUCCCUCCACCGGUGUCGUCAUACUUCAACGUGGAAGCGACACCCGAGGAUAUGGCGGAAUACAUUUUCUUCACAAAGGACUUCAAGUCGGUGACGCAAGCAAUAGAGAAACUCAUCCAGGACGGGAGGUUGGACCGCGAAUCGGCGUUGGCCUACUUGGACAAAAUCGACAGGGAGCUGUACCGACUGGACGCCCGUUACUCCGACCAAGCCGUAGAAAUAUCAAGCAAAGACAUCGAAAAUCCAAUAAAAUUCCAAAAGAACUAUGAAUCUUCCGAUUUCAAUGACAUUGAUGGAACGUUGACCGAACUAAAAGAAAUGCAACAGAUACUCAGAGACAAAUAUACCAAAAAAAGCAUAGACUUGGACGAAGAGGAUUACAACUCGAAACGAAUUCGAAAAAUCUUGGAAGCCAAACUACGAAUGUCUGAUUCGCAGUAUAAUCGACUUUUAGAAACGCUAACGGCUCCGUCAGACUAUACGUAUGCCCAAACGAUGAUGGAUGAAAUUAUUUAUCAACUAGCUAAGCUUAUGUUUAACCAAGGACUUUUCAUUGGUGGGUCAGAAGCUCAAGAAUCUUUACAAAAGUUUACAGAUUUCUUGGAAACCGAAGCAAGUCGAGGAAGGAUUUCUAGAGCCCUUGAAAAAAAGAUAUUGGACUUACUAAUAACGUCCCUUUCGGAUACAUUGACCGAGCACCCGGAACUGAUGGCUGCCGCCAAGGAAGGUUUUAGCAAAUACCUAGAUGCCUACCCCAAUUCAGAAUCAAACGCUGUCCAUCAGAUGAAAACCGACAGUUUUUCUACGAAGACGAGAAGAGACACGACUCCAGCGAAAGGUCAGCCGAGUACUGACUUGGAAACAGCCGUGGUGAAACGGAGCGUGAAGACAUCCGGUAUCGAAGACAACGAAGGCAGUAGCGCAGUGGCGAAAAAUUAAAAAUAUAUAUACAUAUUAUUAUAUUAUUAAUAUCAACGUCGUAGACUAUUAAUUCAAAAGAAAAAUAAGGAAUCUCCCUCCAUCCAAAAAAAAAAAAUAGUCUAAUAUUCAUUACAUUUAUAUUCUAUUAUUUAAUAUAAUAUUAUACCAAAUGUAUGUGCGUGUGCGUUUGUGUGUGUGUGUGUUUGUGUGUCCGAAUGUGACGUUCUCAACCACCACUCUCAACCUGUACCUCCUCGUCAAUCUAUAUUUCUAUAUAAUAUUAUUGGUCAUUCAUUUCGUUUUGUCGUCUCCCGAUUCAAUAUUUCGUAGGUAAAAUUAAAUUUGAAAAUAUAUUAUACUUACAGAUGGCUCUAUAAAAUAUAUUAUAUUAAAUUAUAUCUCUAUUUUUUAUGUGUAACGCGCGACAAUAUCGUGUUGAGUGUGUGCAGUGCUAUAUACAUUUUGUGAUUUGUGAUAAUUUAAUUAUAUUACCAUAUAUACAUUA
This is a messenger RNA of Rhopalosiphum padi (bird cherry-oat aphid), 1987 nucleotides long. RefSeq lists its product as uncharacterized. The record is from RefSeq and is a predicted model, not a curated record. Bases 43 to 1500 code for a protein of 485 amino acids. The transcript has 13 exons. NCBI's taxonomy places the organism in Eukaryota, Metazoa, Arthropoda, Insecta, Hemiptera, Aphididae.